Molecule: messenger RNA, 1583 nt
Organism: Scophthalmus maximus (turbot)
Lineage: Eukaryota; Metazoa; Chordata; Actinopteri; Pleuronectiformes; Scophthalmidae
Gene: tpbgl
Product: Wnt-activated inhibitory factor 2
Exons: 1
Coding region: 250-1314 (354 amino acids)
Biological process (GO): negative regulation of canonical Wnt signaling pathway
Cellular component (GO): plasma membrane
Molecular function (GO): protein binding
Source: RefSeq, a predicted model, not a curated record
CUCACGCUGCUGUCCGCCGCUCCCAUGCGUAAAUAUCCCAAAUUGAAACUCACGCCUUGUCCAGACGGAGACGCGGGGCGCAGCGAGGACAGCGGACGGAGCGUUUCUGUGCCCUGAUGGUUCAGAGUAACCGGUGGGGGCGGUUGGAUUCGACUUUGCUUCUCACCUGAGGAGGAGUGUGGUGGGCCGCCUUCUAUAUGCAAAGACUCGCCGGCGCAUACCUGCUUUGAGGCUGACGCGAGGAAGAAGAUGUGGAUAUUUCACGGCGCCGACAGUUCAACGCGUCUUUGGCCCACUUGGACUCGGUGGUGUGUGUGUUACGCCGCGGCGGCGCUGUGUGUGUUGUGUUCUCCCGUCAGGACGCACGACGCCUGUCCGGCGUCCUGCGCCUGUGCCAGGGACUCGGGGACGGUGACCUGCCGCGACGGGGGCGACUCCGAGGUGCCGGGGGACGUACCGGACUGGACGGCCACCUUGAUACUCGUGGGGAGGAACAUCUCAACUUUGCAGCGCGGUGCGUUCAUGAGCAACGGCACGGAGUUGGACAUGACGACACUCUCGCUGUCCUACAACGGGAUUCGGGCCAUCGAACCGUACGCCUUCCUGGGGCUCCCCCGACUGCAUUUGCUGGACCUGAGCCACAACCAGUUGGAGUCCAUCUCGGCCAGGGCUUUCCACGGAUUACCCGAGCUGCGCUCUCUUUACCUGAACGACUCUUUGUUGCCCUCGGCGGCGGCGCAGCUCUCGAAUGCGCUCAGCGCGCAAAGUUUGCGCAACCUCCACAGACUGGAGCUGGCGGGAAACCGACUGAAAUCCAUACCCCUGGUGACAUUAGACUCGUAUAACCUCCACGCGUUGGUGCUGGUGAACAACUCCAUAGAGAGCAUCGGGUGGGAAAACGUGACCAAUCUGUACCAACUGAAGCGCAUACGCGUCUACUUGUCCUCGAACCCGUUUCGGUGCAACUGUGGACUGGAGGCGUUCUACUACUGGUUGAAGAACUCGUCCCAGUGCGCGGAUGCUGGGCGUCUCCUGUGCAGCGAGCCGGAGGCCAAGAGGGGGGUCCCCGUGGAGAAGCUCCGGGGAGAGGACGUGGAUUGCAUGACCGAGAACCUCGAGGCGGUUUCCUACGUGUUCCUCGGUUUGGUGCUGGCCCUGAUCGGGGUGGUGUUUCUGAUGGUGCUCUAUCUCAACCGGGGCGGCAUCAAGCGGUGGCUCAACAACAUCAGAGAGGCGUGUCGAGACCACAUGGAGGUCUACCACUACCGCUACGAGCAGGACUCCGACCCGAGACUGGCCAACGUGGCCGUUUGACGCACCGGCGCGCCAUGGCAGGACCAGCUGGGCGAGCUGGUUAUCAUUAAGGGGACAUCGGGGACAUUACCUGGCAGUGUCUUGUCAGAAUCAUGAAAAUCAAUAUUUUUUAUUAAUUUCAAAACAGUUUCAUCAUUUCCCAUUGCAAGUGGUAUAACCCUCUCACUCUGGGAUAUGCACAAGAGCCAAAGACAUUCAAAUGACUAUAAGAGACCAUAAAGUGUUCGUCUUGCACAACUGAAUACUUCAACUUCUGAGCAGUAGCCUAC